This is a messenger RNA of Lingula anatina, 4231 nucleotides long. RefSeq names its product DNA helicase B. The record is from RefSeq and is a predicted model, not a curated record. NCBI's taxonomy places the organism in Eukaryota, Metazoa, Brachiopoda, Lingulata, Lingulida, Lingulidae.
UUCAAAGUUUUCAAUGGUGGAAAAGAAAUCAAUAUAUGUGGCAAAUUCUUGAUGACAGAUCCUUGGUGGGCUGCAACUGUGCGUUUGAAAACAAUAAGAAGGAAGGGUUUACGUUUUAUGGCAGGUAAUCCUGAGUACAGACUGAGAGAUGAUCCAGGUGUGAAGACACAGAACUUAGUGUAUCUUUUUCUCACCAACACCAUGACUGGUGCUGACAGACAGCAUGUGGAUGCUUUUUUUGAGCAAAUAAAGUCAUGGGGAGAGGUAGUCUCAUUUCAAAACAUGCUAGAACUCCUUGAAAGGUUUAAGUUAGCCAUUCCAUCAAAUGAUGAGAGAAGUGGGAUGGCCGAGAAUAUAAUCUCUCACUUGCAGAGCUCUGAGAGUGGUGGAACUGUAUAUAAAUACCUUACACAGAAUUUACAAGACUUCUUCAGAUGGAUUCCACAGUUGCUUCCAAGACAUUUUCUGCAUUUUCUCCAAGAUGGUGAUAAAGACGGAAAAAGAAGAUUUCAAAAUACGAUUUGUCAGGAAUUUAAUAAAGCACUUACAAAGGAGCCAUGGGUUUUUGGAUUCAGUCCAGUCUUGAGGUACAAGUUCAGUGUGGUUGGCUGUGAAGCUACUCUCCAAUCAUAUAAGGCAUGCGGAAUCUUUGAUAAACUGAGUCCUCUUCAUCAAGAUGCCUUGUACAUUUAUGACAUGUUAAAGAAAGAGAGCCGAGGAAAGGGACAUACCUUCCUGUAUGAAAACUCUAUUACUCAGAAAAAGUUGGAUGACCAUAAAGUGACCAACUACCGCAAAGCAUUCCAGUUUCUGGUGGAUAAUUACAUAAUAGUACGAGAAAAUGGCAGAGUCUAUUUGAGGUACUUGUGGAAAGCAGAGGAGGAAAUCAAGCAAGGGAUAGGUACCAUGCUGACAUGUGAGCCAUGGACCUUUGACAUUGAUUUUGACAGGCCUGAGUUUCAGCAAAUAGCUCAGGAUGAGGAUCAGAAGCUUGCUGCACAGGUCAUCAGUCAGAAUGCCGUAACUGUUUUGUCAGGUAAAGGUGGCUGUGGGAAGACAACUGUUGUCAGCUCUGUGUUUAGACAUGCACAAAAACUAGACAAAACUGAAGACCAGGGAUUUGAGAGAGAAGGAAAGACACCAUUUGAUGAAGAGAAAGAUAUGAUAAAUGAUGCAGAAUUGGAAUUCAGCAGAGCCAUGGAUAUGCCAGAGAAUCAAGAAUUUGGAGAAAAACAAAAGGUGAAAACAAACAUUACAGUGCUGCUAACUGCUCCCACUGGCAAGGCAGCCAAUAUUCUUGGCCGGCGUUCUCACCUGCCCUCCUUCACUUUGCACCAGGUGCUCUGGAGCUGGAGGAUGCACCUCAAAAAAGUAAAAAAUUCAAAUGAAGAAGAUCCUGAAUGGAAGUUCAAGCAUGUCAAAGCAGUGGUAGUGGAUGAGUCCAGCUUGGUUUCUGUCUGUCUUUUCAACAAUAUGUUUCAACUUCUACUUCAACAUGCAGAUCUCAAAAAGUUGGUUGUGCUUGGGGAUGUGCAUCAGUUGCCUUCUAUUGACCCCGGGAACUUUCUGUCUGAUUUGUAUGAUUCUUUACAUGAUAGUGGAUGCAGCAUUUUGUUAAAACAGAACCACAGGAGUGAAUCCAAAGCAAUAGUUGAGAAUGCAGAAAGAAUAUCUAAGUUGGAGGUCCCACUGUUUAACAAAGAGGAUAAGUUCUUUGAGGUCACAAUACCAGAAAAUGAUGAUGGACCAGGCACUGGUGGUGCAGUAAGGAGUUUGUUAAGUGGCCAGGAUCCGUGCAUAGGAACUGUAGAAAACUCCCAGUUUGUAGCAUUUAGAAAUAAAGAUUGUGACUGCAUCAAUGAGAUCUGCUGCCUCCAUUAUGUUGGUCAUAGUAUCAAGGAUCCAAAAGGCAGAUUCAACUUCCAGCCAGGAGACAAAGUAUGCUGCAGAAAGAAUGGAAGUGUCAUAAAUCACUUCCAAAAAGAAAAAGUACAAAGGAGAUCCAAAAGGAGGAAAAAUGCAGCUGGGGAAUGCAGUGCCAGGCCUAGUGGAAGUACUUUUGAUGAAACAGUGAAUGAAACAAAUGCAGGUGCAGCUGUUUCCCAGGAAAAUGACUCAGAAACUGAGGACGAAGAGCUUAUGCCUAGGCUGUGCAACGGGGAGGUGUUUUUUAUUAAAGAUGAUAUCACUGUGGAAACAUUCAACAACAAACGAAGAUUCCUGGUCCUGGAUGACCGAGAUCCUGAUCCAGACCAUCGGCGUAUCAUAAAAGUUUGCUACAGGGAGGUGAUGCGUCAGUGUAAGCUGAGACAUGCCUGGGCACGGACUAUUCACACCUAUCAGGGUUCAGAAUCGGAGACUGUCACCUAUGUGGUGGGCAAAGCCUACGGCCAGAACUGGAAGCACGUGUACACGGCAGUGACACGGGGCAGGAAGCAGGUGAUCAUACUGUCCGAGAAAUCCCAGCUUAAGGCCGCAGUGGGAACAGCGGCAAGGAAGAGGAACACAAGUCUGUAUGAGAGGCUGACCAAGCUCAUUGGAGAGUUGAAGAAGAAAAGGACAAUACAUGGCCCAUCACUGAAACCUGCUGUUCCUCAUGCAGUAGCUAAGCCUGAUGAAACUAUCAACCCAGCACUUCCAAGCAUCAGUAAGAAAGAAGAAUCUUUAGAUUUUGAAUACGCUCAAGCUGUAGACUCCUCUGAAGAAGAUGCUUUGGAAUCAUCGGUAUACUUUGACGACAGUGGUUUGAUAAGAUUUAAUCAUACAACUGGCAUGAUUAACCAUCUUUCUUCUGAUGGCAAUCGUUGUCAAGAGAAACCAUUGCAAGACAUUCCUGACCUUCCAGUUUCUAACAUAACAGGUAAUAACCAAAUUGCUUCAGCAACGUCUUUCAAUGAGGCAGAAGUGCAUUCAUCAAGGUCUACUAUACCCAGAUCUGAUAAUGUGCAAGUUUCUUCCAAUACAAAAGUCAGCAAUGAGAGCCAAAGUUGGUCGGAGUGGAGUGAGACUUUCUUUGAAAAUGUCAUGACUGGUGAUGAAUUCCUUAUUCCAGACAAAGAGAAGGAAGACAGUUUAACCAAAGGGGGAAUUACACAAAACAAAGCAGAAGGAAGAAAGGAAACAGAUGUAAAUAGUACACCACAACUAGAAGACCAGACUCCAACAGCUUCUGAAAAUUCAGUGAUGAAUGACUCAGAACUUUUCAGUGUUGCAGAGAGUAUGGAAACAGCUUUGGCAAAAGAUGACAAGUCAAAUUUAGAACUAGCCCGUCCUAUUGAAGAAAGUUCAGAGACAGAUGUACUCGAUAUUCCGUCCAUCAGUUCCCCAUUGAAAAAUGAUUUUCUAAGAAGGCCUUGUGCCCAGAAAACAAGAGAGGUUGCCAGAUUGCCCCAUCAAACUACCAGCAUGAAAUCUCCAUUAGUUUCACCAAAACGGAAAGCACAGCCCAGCUUUUCCACCCCAAGUACACCUAAUAAGAAACCUACAACAACAGCACUUUAUGAUGGGAUGUGUGACCACUGUAUGUCUCCCAUAAGAAAGGGAAUAGACAACAUAACAUUCUAUAAAACCCCUUACACACCCACUCAAGGUUUAGGCACAAGCUUUCAGAAAAAAUGGAUUCAUGCAGGAUGUGAUAUUUCUACUUCCUCAGACGAACAGUAAACCAACAAAACUAAAAUCCCUAGUAAAAAAUACAUUUCAUAACAUUCUGCAAAAUUUACAUUUUAGUUUUUUUAGUUAACAUAGAUUCAUUUACAUUUUGGCUUGUAAGAGCUUUCUAUUUCAUAUUCCCUUAGAAUGCUGUAGCAGUUGCUUUAUGAUAUGAUAAGAUGCAAAUUGUACCAUAGCCAUCAAGAUGAAGGCAUCAUAGAUUUGGCAUUCUUGCAGUGUUUUAAGAAUCACAAUUGCUAAUCAUUUCCUAUGACCCCAAAGUAACCAUAAAGUUGACUAGCCUCAUCUGGUUUUACCCCGAAUAUACUGGAUUUGAUCAUUGGGUACAAUAGGUUUUACAAAUGACCAACCUUGAAGUGAAAAUUGAGCCAUUGCUUUUCUUGCCAUGAUGCUUAUUGCAGUUCCCCACUUGAGCUUUUUUGAGGAAUCUUCAAUAAAAAUAUAAUGCACAAAUUGUGCAAUGUCCCAAUGAAGUAGAAAGUGUGAACUAGACUUUUAGUAAGCACAAUCAUAGAUCGCAUUCACAACGAGUUGAGCCAGGCUUUACAAAUCCUGGGGA